AUGCAGAUCAUCAGAAUGCUGAGGCACGUGGCUGUGGCCCGUGGAGCAGUGCAGAGGCCCCUCUGCAGCUGCUGGAUGUCUGUCCUGCCAGUCCGAUGUCUGGGCAACUCCUCUUCGCAGAUCCCAGAGAAUGCCAGCUUCCACUCUGCCGCCUCCUCGGAAGCAGACCCUCCGCGGAUCCUGAUUACAGGGGGUCUUGGCCAGUUGGGAGUGGGGCUUGCUAACCUUUUAAGGAAACGAUUUGGGGAGGAAAAUGUGAUUUUGUCAGACAUAAAGAAACCCCCCAAUUAUGUCUUACGUCAUGGCCCCUUCAUUUAUGCCGAUGUCCUGGAUUACAAGCGGCUCCGGGAGAUCGUGGUCAACCACCGCAUCACCUGGCUGUUCCAUUACAGCGCUUUGCUCAGCGCCGCUGGAGAGGCCAACGUGCCCUUGGCACGAGCCGUGAACAUCACUGGGCUGCACCACGUCCUGGACAUCGCGACUGAGUACCACCUGCGCUUGUUUGUGCCCAGCACCAUCGCGGCUUUUGGACCUACUUCUCCCCGAAACCCAGCCCCUGAGCUCUGCACCCAGAGGCCCAGGACCAUCUACGGGGUGUCCAAGGUGCACAUGGAGCUCAUGGGAGAGUACUAUUAUUACCGGUACGGGUUAGAUUUCCGCUGCCUGAGGUACCCUGGAAUCAUUUCUGCUGACUCGGAGCCUGGGGGAGGAACAACUGACUACGCAGUCCAUAUUUUCCAAGAGGCCACAAGGAGGGGCAAAUUUGAGUGCAACCUGAAGGCCAGCACCAGGCUUCCGAUGAUGUACAUCAACGACUGCCUCAGGGCCACUCUGGAGGUCAUGGAUGCACCCGCAGAGUCUCUCUCCAUGAGGACCUACAACAUCAGUGCCAUGAGCUUCACCCCUGAGGAGCUGGCCCAGGAGGUCCGCAGGCACCUGCCGGAGUUCCAGAUCACCUACCACGUGGACCCUAUGCGGCAGGCCAUAGCGGAUAGCUGGCCCAUGAACUUGGAUGACAGCAAUGCCCGGAAGGACUGGGGGUGGAGACACGACAUUGAUCUUCCAGAGUUGGUGACAAAGAUGCUGAACUUCCAUGGUUUUGACACCAGAGUUGCUCAGACCAACUGA
Messenger RNA from Marmota flaviventris (yellow-bellied marmot), 1128 nucleotides. RefSeq names its product L-threonine 3-dehydrogenase, mitochondrial-like. Gene Ontology annotation, biological process: L-threonine catabolic process. Gene Ontology annotation, molecular function: L-threonine 3-dehydrogenase activity. NCBI's taxonomy places the organism in Eukaryota, Metazoa, Chordata, Mammalia, Rodentia, Sciuridae. The record is from RefSeq and is a predicted model, not a curated record.